AUGUCGGGCCCAAUAUCUCCCAUCGAGGAGCUGUCGAUUCAGCAGGCCAAAGACAUGGAGAAGGAACCCAACCCGGCACCCGAUCAACGCAUUGGGGAUCAGAUCUCCCACGAGCUUCUGCACGAACUCGCCCCAAACUCGGACAGAGACCGCGCAUACAUCUUGGAGAGAAUCAAUGAGAUGUCCGAGGAAGAGGCGCUUUCUAUCAUUACCGACGGCGUAGACUUCUUCUCAGACGACUGGAACUUUCCUUCAGACAUGAGAGACCGCAUGAAGCGGUUGCUACAAGGCCCAAAGGCAUACGGAGAGUACUAUGAUCGAGACCUGCGGAUAGACGCCACGAUGAUCCGCUACUCAUCGCCAUAUCCUGGGGUGCGUGCAGUAGCCGAGAUCAUCGACGAUGAGAAGAUACCUGUCGAAACUAUACGCGCCUAUUUCUUGGGCAUUGGGUGGGCCGUAAUCGGGACUUUCGUGUCCACUUUCUUUAACAGCCGCUUCCCAUCCAUCAGCCUCAACUCGCAGGUCAUACAGAUCCUGCUCUUCCCUUGUGCAAAGGUCCUUGAGCGUAUCCUUCCGGAUUGGGGAAUCAAAAUAAGAGGCAUCCGGCACUCGCUCAACCCCGGCCCGUGGACGUUCAAGGAGCAGAUGUUUGCCACCAUCACGUACAACAUUGCUAUCUACACCACCAACAGCUACGGAAUGAUAUUGGUCCAGAGGCUCCCCAUGUUUUACGGACAGAGCUAUGUCAACUUUGGAUACCAGUUGAUGUUGACUCUGUUCGUGCAACUCAUGGGUAUGGGUCUGGCCGGCUACCUCAGAAGGUUCAGCGUCUAUCCGGUCAAGGCGCUGUGGCCAACCCUGCUUCCCAUUAUCCAGACCAACAGAGUCCUUACAAGGCCAGAGCCUAAAGAGAACAUCAAUGGAUGGACUAUCUCUAGAUAUCGGUUCUUCUGGAUAUGCGCAAGUUGCAUGUUCUUCUACUACUGGCUGCCUGGCUAUCUUUUCACGGCGCUGGCUACAUUCAACUGGAUGACCUGGAUCGCCCCGAAGAAUGUCUUACUCGCGACCCUGACUGGGUCAGUGUCAGGCCUCGGCCUCUUCAACCCCAUCACGACGUUUGACUGGAACGUGGCAACGUCCUCCUAUGCUGCACUCGCUCAGCCUUUCUUUGUGACAUGUACGAUGUACUGUGGUGCUAUUCUGGGCGGCGUGAUCAUUCUCGGCAUCUGGUACACAAAUAUGUAUAACACGGGGUAUCUGCCCAUCAACUCGUCUUCGGCCUUUGCAAACGACGGCACCGCCUACAAGGUACAGAAUGUGGUCAGGAACAAUCGACUGGACAACAACCUCUACCAAGAAUACUCCCCGCCGUUCUACUCUGCCGGUUACAUCCUGACAGUAGGCGGUAACUUUGCGUUCUAUCCCGUCUAUCUGAUAUACAUCAUGGUGAACCAGUGGAGAACUAUGAAGGAGGCCUACGUCAAUUUCUAUCAAGGCAUCAGGCACGGCCGGGGCAACUUUGAAGGGGCCGUGGACAUCCACAAUCGGCUCAUGAGUAAGUACAAGGAAGUGCCAGACUGGUGGUUCAUCCUCAUCCUGGCUCUUGCAUUUGUCGUGUCUUGUGUCUUCCUCAAGAUCUACCCGCUCGACACGCCGGUCUGGCUGAUCUUGGUCGUUCUGGGAAUCAACCUGGUGUUUGCCGUACCCUUGUCUUUCCUCUCUGCGACGACAGGCACCAAUCUUGGUCUCGGGGCUCUCAUCCAGGUGAUCACGGGCUACCUGCUUCCCGGCAACCCGAACGCCUUUCUCUUCUCUCAGACCCUGGGCUCGUGGGCAUUGGCAGGCUACUCGGACAACUUUGUACAAGACCAAAAGAUGGCGCACUACACCAAGAUCGCGCCGCGGGCCGUCUUCCGCAGCCAGAUCGGCACCAUCAUCAUCACCUGCUUCGUGGCGGUCGGGACCCAGGACUUCAUCCUAAGGAGCGUGGAGGGCCUCUGCACACCGGACCAGCCGUCGCGCUUCACAUGCGCCAACGACGGCCACCCGCUCUACGCCAGCUCCCUCAUGUGGGGCCUCCUGGGCUCGGACCGCAUGUUCAACGAGCUGUACCCGAUGCUCAAGUGGUGCUUCCUCAUCGGCACGCUGAUCGCCCUGGUCUUCCUGUUCGGCCAGGGCUACGGCCCGGUAUACCUGCCGCGGGUCCGCGAGUGGCUGCGCCGCAAGCUGAGGCCGCGGACGUACGCGCUGCUCGACAGGACGCUCUUCCCCUUCGUCGCCUCGCUCUUCUGGCUCAACCCGGUCCUGAUCAUACAGGGCAUCCAGCACUGGGCGCCGUCCAACCUCUCGUACAAGACGCCCGGCAUGAUCUUGUCCUUCAUCUUCAUGUACUGGAUCCCGCGGAGGCACCUCGCGUGGUGGGAGAAGUACACCUACGUGCUGUCGGCCGCCCUGACUGCCGGCGUCGCGGUCAGCGCGCUCAUCAUGUUCUUUGCGAUUGGGUACCACCCCGUCAGCCUGAAGUGGUGGGGCAACACCGUCUCGGGGGCCGGUGUAGAUGGCAAGGGUGCGGGAUUGCUUCCGCUCCCGCCGAGGGGGUACUUUGGGCCGGAGAAGGGGCAUUUCCCCAUCAAAACCAUCCAUGGCACUGAUAAAACGGCCUGCUCUCCCGCAUUCGAACAGGUUCCUGCAGCAGGUUUCCUCCCGUUCGAAUCCAUCCAACUUACAGAUCGAGUGCUUAGCAAGCUAGCGCAUGAGAAGUGUCCACUUGCGUUCUCAGUUCGAUUCAACUCCAGUGAUCUCUCGCCAGUCUCUAAUGAGCAACAACACUCUCAGCCAACGAAGCAAUGCAAAACCUAUCCUGACGAGAGCUCUUGGCCGUCAAACGAUGUUUGGGCCGCCUUCAAUGAAACGGUGGGUGGAGCGUUGAUCAAGACCGCUCCCGAAGCAGCGAUCUGCUAUUCCGACUGGGAACGUUACUCGGCAUCUGAUUGCCAGAGCCUCACGACAAGCUGGAACAAUUCAACCCUACGCAUACAAGACCCAACAUCGAUCCGCUCGGUCCUCUUCGAGGGCAUGACAUGUAUGCCUCCAGAGUAUACGGCAAGUUUUCUCGGAGUCAACAACACCUGUACUACGGGGGGGUAUCCAGAGUACACAGUCAAUGUGACCAAUGUGGCCCAGAUUCAGCUGGCCGUCAACUUUGCUCGAGAACGCAACAUUCGACUUGUCAUCAAGAAUACCGGACAUGACUUUGGCGCCAAGUCCACCGGCCAUGGGGCCCUCAGCAUCUGGACCCACCACCUCAAAGACGCACAGUUUUACGAGUCGUUUGACACACCACAUUACAGCGGCCCGGCAUUUCGGUUCGGCGCCGGUAUCCAAGUUUAUGAUGCCAAUGGGCUGGCGAAGCAGCACGGAGUGACAGUUGUGGGCGGUGAAGGCAAGACGGUUGGCCUUGUUGGCGGUUAUAUCCAGGGCGGCGGCCACUCGCCUCUUACUUCGAUAUGGGGCAUGGCAGCCGACCAUGUCUUGUCAGUACAGAUGGUCACUGCAGACGGACGAUUCAUCACCGCCAACGCGACCACGAAUCCCGAUCUCUUCUGGGCCGUCCGUGGCGGCGGCGGUUCCACGUUCGGAGUAGUGACGUCCAUGACGAUCAAGGCGUUCCCCAAGAUCAAGACGACAAUCAUGUCGUACAACCUGACGACCAACGCCAUGUUCACACACGACCAGUUCUGGCGGGCCCAAAGGGCCUACGUCGACGAGUUCGACAGGCUCGCUAAGCUGGGGUACUACGCCUACUACCGCAUCCGGCACGCGGGCGACGAGAUCACCCACGACAUGACGUCCAUGGUGGCGCCCAACACCAAGUGGGCCGCCAUCGGCGUCCCCUUCGCGCCGGCGGUCCGCGAGUUCGACAACUACGCCGACGCCUGGGCCGCGGGCUUCCCGCAAGAGGCCUGGACGUGGACGAUGCGCCAGGCGAGCCGGCUCGUGCCGCGGGACGUGCUGACGGACGAGGCCUCGCGCGGCGCCGUGUUCGACGCCGUCCGGGGCGUGUUCGACGAGGGCGCGAACCUGAUCAUGUUCAACAUCCGCAACCCGCCCGGCGCCGCGCAGGCCGCCGGCGCCGACAACGCCGUCAACCCGGCCUGGCGCGAGGUGCUCAUGUUCGCCCUCAUGUUCGUCACCUGGGGCGUCGCGGACCCGCCCGGGCGCGUGGCGGAGCUGUCGCGGAACCUGACGUACGAGUGGAACCCGCGCUGGCGGGCGCUGACGCCCGGCUCGGGCACGUACAUGUCCGAGUCGGACUACAUCGAGCCCGACUGGCAGACCAGCUUCCACGGGGCCAAUUACAAGCGGCUGUACGAGAUCAAGCAGCGGUGGGAUCCCGAGGGCGUGUUCUACGCGCAGAAUGCGGUCGGGUCCGAGGACUGGGAGAUGAGCGGGAUGAUUCUGGGGCAUUUGCCUUCGCAGAACAGCAAGCUCUGUCGCAAGUGA
Thyridium curvatum is the source of this 4503-nucleotide messenger RNA. RefSeq lists its product as uncharacterized. Gene Ontology annotation, biological process: transmembrane transport. The record is from RefSeq and is a predicted model, not a curated record. The transcript has 8 exons. Bases 1 to 4503 code for a protein of 1500 amino acids. Lineage: Eukaryota; Fungi; Ascomycota; Sordariomycetes; Thyridiales; Thyridiaceae. Gene Ontology annotation, molecular function: oxidoreductase activity; FAD binding; oligopeptide transmembrane transporter activity.